Molecule: messenger RNA, 2970 nt
Organism: Periophthalmus magnuspinnatus
Lineage: Eukaryota; Metazoa; Chordata; Actinopteri; Gobiiformes; Gobiidae
Gene: cipca
Product: CLOCK-interacting pacemaker a
Exons: 4
Coding region: 195-1232 (345 amino acids)
Biological process (GO): negative regulation of DNA-templated transcription; negative regulation of circadian rhythm
Cellular component (GO): nucleus
Source: RefSeq, a predicted model, not a curated record
AAACGGCAGAGCGCAGCCUGCGUCUGUGGUAGAAGCGAAAGCAGCUAGCAGCGGAAGACUGGCGUCAGAACACUUUUUAUGUAAAAACAUAGUUAGUUGUAGAUCUGAACUCUUCUUUAAAUCGAAAUUCUGCCCAAAGGACAUCUGCUGCAGGUGUAUUGUGCUGCUGUCCCAGCGCUGACCUCUCCCGCACGAUGAGCUUUGGCAGUGGCAGACACAGGACACCGUCCUUCACAAUGGCAACGCACCUAGGAGCCAAAUCUGACAUGGAGCGGGACUCUGGCUUCUCUGAUGCGAGCUCAGAGUACCUGAGCGCAGUGGAGCUGACAGACACAGAGGAUUCAGGGAGACAUGGCACUGUGCUGAACCAGGAUCCAGCCACACAGCAGGUGGCUUUGAUGGGUGGCUCUUAUGCUGGGGUGUCGCCAAUGAUAAUUAUGAAUAACUUUCUCCUUAAACAGCCCUCAAACAUUGCCACAGCAGAUAAGCAAUGGGGGAUUUCCUCCCCCAUGGAAGUGAUGCCUCAGUCACAAGUGGUUCUUCUUCAACCUAUGGUAUCAAAUGGCAGCAACAGUACCCAAAAGGCAGGUUGUGAAAAUGGUCGACAAUCAAGAAGUUACACUCCCUCCAAAUCCUAUCCAAGAAUUGCUCCACACCCAGGAGAGCAUUUGUCCAAAAGGGUGGGAUCCUCCAGACUAAGAGGGUCCUCCGAACAUGAAAUGCGACAGAGAAAGCACCAUCACAGCCACAGAUUGUACAGUGCUACUGACCCACAGGCCACACUGCAGGCUCCAGUGAGACAGAGUAACACAACAGUGAAUAACCAGGUUCCAAUCAGUGAAACGCAGGGCUGUGACACGGCGUCUACACCGCUCACAGGGUUCAGCUCUAUGCCCACCUACACACAGGAAUUCCAGACCGCCUUAAGUGACAUCUCUCUCAGUACUGACAAAGAUACCUCUGCCAACGAUGGCAACAAACUGAAGCGAUUCAGCAAUACCUACAACAUCCUCAGCAAGUCGGGCCUGUUGGGGAUCACUAUGCGGACCAAGCAGCUGAUCAAGGAGAACCGGCGCACACAGGGCCAACUACAGCAGCUGCAGGAGCAGACGUCUCUGCUGCUGGAGGCUCUGAGCAGUGGAGACACCCAACUGUGGACUAAGCUCGAACUGUCUCUGCAGGACACAGAGAAAGAGCUCAGACCAGCCAAGGUCCCUGUGCUCCUGGUGUGAUGUCAUACAUACAGGACAUGCUCAAGUGAAUCCUACAGUGUUCUCCAAGGUCUUAAUCAUAUGCUAUUCCUAUAUGGAGGGCUGAGUACCUUCAGAUUCUUUUCAGGCACCAGUAUUUGAGACGGUACCUGACUUUCGAUACUGGUAUCUGAACUGUACUUUUCCUGUACCCUUUCCUGUACCGUUUUCUGUAUUCACCAUUAUUUAGAAUAACAAAUAAGAAUAUAAUGUUCAUAAAUUCAAUGUACAGUGGUCCCUCCCCCACGGGGGUUAGGUAAAAAAAAUAACCCGUAAAAGGCGAAAUCCGUGAAGUCGGUUUAAUUUUUUACAAUUAUUAUAUAUGUUUUAAGGCUGUAAAACCCAUCACCACACACUUUUCUCACACAAGCAUUAACAUUUUCUCAUAUUUCUCUCUCUCUCUCAAAGUUCAAGCCUUUGUAGAUUUUAAAAAAUAAACUUGCAAAACUUGCAAACAUACAGCACUUCAGAGUCACACUGCUAGUGAUUGAGCAUUUAUGUAAAUUUGGCAAGCUGAAUGAAUGCAUUCUGUACUGUACACGAGACACGGCAUGGAGGAGAGUGAUGGACAAUGGUUUACAGUCCCUCAGCCAAUCAGGACGCAGAACACUGCAUGUUCAUACACUGUAAAAAAAUAAAAAAAUAAAAUAAUUGCACAAAAAAAAUCUGCAAGGCUGUGAAAGGUGAACCGCAUUAUAUUGAGGGACUACUGUAAUAUUAUUUGCAGUGUGUAUCAUUCACUUUUAGCCGCACUGCCUAAUGACUUUAAAUGGUGACCUCUUACCACCCAAUAGGCAUAAAAAGCUUUAAAAUAUCUUGUUCCUUUUAAACAGUACCCAGUCCUAUUCUGCUCAUAUGUUGUUUAAUGUUAAUGGACAUGAGUUGUAUUAUAGUUUGCGAUGAAUAAACACAAAUAUUUGUGCUGUGGUUUGGAAAGUAAAGAUGCUUCUUUGCAUGUUUCAAACCUCUGCCUUAAUAUUUUCUGCCUUUUGCCAUGGGGCUGUAUGCUUCUUUAUAAUCAAUAUGUAACCCCAUAAAGGCAUGCCUUACAGGCAUGACAAUUGGGCGUUUCCUUUACAGUUGCUGUAAAAAUCUGUUUGAAUUCCUGUUGGAGCUUGUUUAUUUGCCUCAUGCAGAGCCUACAUUGAGUUGUUGUAUGUCCAAUUAUGUAUCAGACUAAGUUGUAUAUGUUUACUGAGCUCACUGCUUUUCUGUCUGUGUAUCUGUUGGAAUAAUAUUGACCUUGGUAGUGAGGUGCUGUAGCCAUAUACUAUUGUUUGUUCCUGAGAGUUAGUUGCACUAGUCCUUUCUGUCUUGGCCCAAUUAUGCUGGGCCACAGAAAUGGAAGUUAAAUCUUAAACAACGUAGUACAAACUCUUGCACUUUAAAUGGGAUUUGGUUAAGUACUUCUUGUGUUGAUUGCUUCAGCUUUAGAUUAUAAAAAUGUGUGACCUUUUCCAGCUGCCUGUGCCUUUAGAAGAUGUUUUUAUAUCAGUGCUCAUUAGGAAACAUGACAUCCUGGGGGGAAAAGGGUAGCCUUGGAUAUGUUAUGUUAAUGAUCAUUUCGAUGUAACUUUGUUUUAGCUACAAAUGUAUCGUAAAAAUAUGUAUAUAUUAUAAUUUGAUGUUUUACUACUGUGUUUUGCACUUGCUAGCUUGUUUUGAAAAAGCUUAUAUAUUGUGAUUUUUGUUAAAUUAUCAAUAUAAAACUGCAUCAUUA